Molecule: messenger RNA, 360 nt
Organism: Fraxinus pennsylvanica
Lineage: Eukaryota; Viridiplantae; Streptophyta; Magnoliopsida; Lamiales; Oleaceae
Source: the annotation of a GenBank genome assembly
AUGUCCAAAAACAGCUAUGCUUUGACUCUGAGUCAUGUAAGACAACAAUGCUCAAUAAUAUUAAGAAAGAAUGGAGAUUAUUGGCUUUCAUUAUCUUCUGCAUUCUUCUUUUGGUUAUUACUGUUUACUUUAUUGGUUGUUGUGCCUUUAGAAACAACCUAUCCCAUGAUUACAAGUACUUGCACCAUCCUUGAGCUUGGAACAAACUCUGAAUCCAAGAGAGCAAGAUGCAUUUUGAUUUCUUCUUCUGUGGACGAACUGGAGUAUGACCCGAGACGGGAAGAGAAAGAUUUUUUUCUCCGGCAAGCUUUCUCUCGUAAAGCCAAAGAUGCCCCAAGACAAGGUCAAACUGUUGGGUAG